Messenger RNA from Saxophila tyrrhenica, 891 nucleotides. RefSeq names its product putative phosphoglycerate mutase pmu1. Gene Ontology annotation, molecular function: phosphatase activity. NCBI's taxonomy places the organism in Eukaryota, Fungi, Ascomycota, Dothideomycetes, Mycosphaerellales, Extremaceae. The transcript has 3 exons. Gene Ontology annotation, cellular component: cytoplasm. Bases 1 to 891 code for a protein of 296 amino acids. The record is from RefSeq and is a predicted model, not a curated record.
AUGGGCAGCGCUCCGCAGUCGAAGCACUCGUUCGAAUAUGUGCCUGGCUUCUUUGCACAGGGUGGGCCGGAGAGUGAUGGGCAGAUGGAUGAUUAUAUGAAACAUAACUUUGGCCUUCUGGAGCGAAAGUACGAGACCGAUGGAUCAGGCGAUGAGGGCUUGACGCAGUGGCAAAGGUAUGCGAAGUAUGUUCGUGAACUGAACGGAGCGAGUGAAGCCGGGACGACAUACAAGGUCUUCUACGUAGGCCGCCAUGGCGAGGGAUAUCACAACGUCGCCGAAUCCAAAUACGGCACAAAAGCCUGGGACGACCACUGGAGCAAACUCGACGGCGACGGCGAGCUCUACUGGGUGGAUGCCCACCUCACCUCCACCGGCAGAGAGCAGGCCCUCGCCAACCACGAUUUCCUGAAACGCCAGUUCUCCGAGCAGAAGAUGCCUCUUCCAGAGAACUAUUACAGCAGCCCGCUUUAUCGAUGUCUCCAAACCGCUCAGCUCACAUACGCCAACAUCUCGUUGCCGUCAGAGAAGCCGUUCAGUCCUCUGAUUAUGGAAAUGGCGCGAGAAGUCAUGGGCGAGCAUACUUGUGAUCGACGCAGUAGUAGAUCGGUCAUUCAUGACGCUUUCCCGGACUUCCCGAUCGAGAUGGGGUUUAGUGAGGAAGAUGAGUUAUGGCAAGCCGACCACCGCGAGACGCACGCGGAGCAUGAUUUGCGGACGCGGAAGCUGUUGGAUGAUGUGUUUGAAGCGGAUGGCGAGGCUUUCGUGAGUUUGACGAGUCAUUCGGGAAGUAUUGCGAGUCUGCUGCGGGUAUCGGGACACCGGGAAUUCAGGGUGCCGACAGGAGGAAUGAUGCCGGUUUUCGUGAAGGCGACGAAGAGGACGAAUUGA